AUGGGUAAAGGUUCCAGCAAAACUAUGGGUAAAGGUUCCAACAGCACUUUGGAUAAAGGUUCCAACAGAACUAUGGGUCAAGGUUCCAGCAGAACUAUGGGUAAAGGCUCCAGCAGAACAAUGGGUAAAGGCUCCAGCAGAACUAUGGGUAAAGGUUCCAGAAGAACUAUGGGUAAAGGCGCCAACAGAACUAUGGGUAAAGGCGCCAACAGAACUAUGGGUAAAGGCUCCAGCAGAACUAUGGGUAAAGGUUCCAGCAGAACUAUGGGUAAAGGUUCCAGCAGAACUAUGGGUAAAGGUUCCAGCAGAACUAUGGGUAAAGGCUCCAGCAGAACCAUAGGUAAAGGUUCCAGCAGAACUAUGGUAAAUGUUCCAGCAGAACUAUGGUAAAGGUUCCAGCAGAACUAUGGGUAAAGGUUCCAGCAGAACUAUGGGUAAAGGUUCAAGCAGAACUAUGGGUAAAGGUUCCAGCAGAACUACGCGUAAAGGUUCCAGCAGAACUAUGGGUAAAGGUUCCAGCAGAACUAUGGGUAAAGGUUCCAGCAGAACUAUGGGUAAAGGCUCCAGCAGAACUAUGGUAAAUGUUCCAGCAGACCUAUGGGUAAAGGUUCCAACAGAACUAUGGGUAAAGGUUCCAGCAGAACUAUGGGUAAAGGUUCCAACAGAACUAUGGGUAAAUGUUCCAGCAGAACUUUGAAAAAAGGUUACAGCAGAACUAUGGGUAAAGGUUCCAGCAGAACUAUGGAUAAAAGCUCCAGCAGAACUAUGGGUAAAGGUUACAGCAGAACUAUGGGUAAAAGGUUCCAGCAGAACUAUGGGUAAAGGUUCCAGCAGAACUAUGGGUAAAGGUUCCAACAGCACUUUGGAUAAAGGUUCCAACAGAACUAUGGGUAAAGGUUCCAGCAGAACUAUGGGUAAAGGUUACAGCAGAACUAUGGGUAAAAGGUUCCAGCAGAACUAUGGGUAA
Molecule: messenger RNA, 967 nt
Organism: Coregonus sp. 'balchen'
Lineage: Eukaryota; Metazoa; Chordata; Actinopteri; Salmoniformes; Salmonidae
Source: the annotation of a GenBank genome assembly